GCACCGGGAUAAACUCCCCCAUGGUUGUCUUCUCCUCUCCCGCAAAUCUCCCCCCCCCCCCCUCUCUCUCUCGUUAGGGUUAGGUCUCGCAGCGCGGCGCGGCGGCAACCGCGACGCAAUCCACGAAUCCAGCGAGCAGAUCUCUGCGGGAUCCAGUCAGUCGUCGAUCUACGGGUAGCCCUGCGGCGAGCCUAUGGCGACGGCGGUGCUCAGAUCCCACGACGCGCUCAACAACAGGAUGCAUCUCGACGCCUUCGCCGCGUCGUCGCCCCAGGCCGCCAAGCAGCGCCGCCGGCAACGCCACCCCAAGCCGGCCUCGCCGCCGCCCAAGAUGGCCGCUUCGUCACCGCCAAAGCCGGCUCUUUUGGCGUCGCCUGCGCCGAAGCAGGCGCCAGCGGCCGGUCGUAGGUCCCCUCCGGCGAAGCCUGCGCGCAAGCAGCCGUCCCCGACCAAGGAGAAGCCCAGGCAGCAGCAGCCCAUCGUGAUGGAGGCUGUCCGGAUCCUCAAGCGCGGCGAGGAGCCGCCGGCCCCGUCCCCGGCCGCUGUUCCUUCACCCGCGCCGGCGCCCCUCCAGGGCCGGGCGCAAGCCCCGCCGGCCGACAGGAGGGUGCGGUCACCCUCCCCAGCCUCGCCGCCCGUCGUCAAGGCCCGGCCUCAAGCCCCGCCAGCGGACAGGCGCGUGCGGUCUCCUCCCCCAGCCUCAGCACCAGUCGCGGCCCGGGCGCAAGCCCCGCCGGCCGACAAGAAGGUCCUCAGGACCACCGGCCGGAUCGGCCCGCAGCAACCCGCUGUCGUGCCGACCAAGAAGAUGGUCGCCGUCGCUUCCAGCUACGCCGGCCCGGCGUUCUCCGCCGCGGCGCCAGAGCCGAGCUCCCUGCCCCUCCCGGGCUUCUUCUUCCGGCGCGCGGAGGAGGAGGCCACCCGCGGCCUCCGGUGCCUGCUCCGCAUCGGCGAGCUCUCAUGAUACCGUCUCCCCCUACAGCAGCGUGUGCGCCUCCGCCUCCUUUGCGGCCGCGCCGUUCUGCUUCCUCAUCUCCCAAGUCUCCUCUCUUCUCCAUGGAAGAAACAACAAGGAGAACGAGAAGAGGUGGUGGUAAUAACUCUCCCUGACUGAUGGAUGGAAGGAUUUUAUCUGUGGAUGGUAGGUGUGUGGAUGGAUCCGGCGGCAAGCUUUGUCCGGAUCAGAUCCCGGCUCCGUUCCGAUCAAACCCUUCCGGUAUUUUUUCAGAGGAAGGGUUGGGGGAGCGGAGAUCCGGCGGUAGGGUUUGGUGGUGGUUGCUUUAGGUUCACACGUUGCUUCUGCACAGCUGUUUGGUUCGCCUUGAUGUCAUUAGGUAGGUUGUUAAUUCUUCGGUUAAGGGUUGGUCGCUUGCUGGUGUAGGGAUGAUGAUCUGGUAGGUAAGGAGUGGGUCUCAGGUUUGGUUACAGUGGUAAUAAUCGAAGUUCAUGCGUGUGUGUGUGUGUGUGGGUGAGUUCAAGAUUAAGGUUAAGGUAUGAGUUAUUAAGGUUAAGGGUACGAGUUAUAUAUACUGAGAAGUAUGGUGUAGUUGCAUCUGCUGAGCUAUGUGUAGUUGGUGUAGCAACUGAGAAGUGUGUCUAGUUGCAUCAGCUAGGCUAUAUGUGUAGUUUGAUUUAGCAACUGAGUUAUCUUAGGUACAAGAAGAGUUGUUCAUGGUCCUUUGUAAGAUAUAUCAAGUAGAAUUCUGUGUCUGUAUCGGUCGAUCUUAUGAGUUAUAAAUUCGUGAAAUAAAUAUGUCAGUGGUAGAUUAUAUAA
Messenger RNA from Hordeum vulgare subsp. vulgare (domesticated barley), 1774 nucleotides. Its product is annotated as proline-rich receptor-like protein kinase PERK9. The transcript has a single exon. The record is from RefSeq and is a predicted model, not a curated record. Bases 194 to 964 code for a protein of 256 amino acids. NCBI's taxonomy places the organism in Eukaryota, Viridiplantae, Streptophyta, Magnoliopsida, Poales, Poaceae.